GGGCGGUAAGGGAGCGCGGGUGGGCGGGCUUAGGCCACGUGACAUGGGGCGAGGUGGGCGGGGACCUGGAGGGCGUUCGCGACGUCGGCGGCGGUGGCGCGCUGCUGCGGCCGAGUUUUCGGCUUUGGGUAGCACCCCACAGCCCGCCCCCUGUUGCCACCGCGGUGACCCCAGCUUUCUUCCCUUUGCACCUCACCCGUACUGGGUCGGUCUUGUCCGCGCUCGCGCGUCGGUUUGCUGGUGUGCGCAGGCGCCGCGGGGGUGAUUAGCCUAGUUGGGUGGGCGGUGGAACCCGGGAGCGCGCGGACGAGACCAUGGCGGGCAUCAGCUCGGGGGGCGGUGGGGUCGGGGAGACGAAGGUGAUUUACCACCUGGAUGAGGAAGAGACUCCCUACCUGGUGAAGAUCCCCGUCCCCGCCGAGCGCAUCACCCUCGGCGAUUUCAAGAGCGUUCUGCAGCGGCCCGCGGGCGCUAAGUACUUUUUCAAGUCUAUGGAUCAGGAUUUCGGGGUGGUGAAGGAAGAAAUUUCAGAUGACAAUGCCCGCCUCCCCUGCUUCAACGGAAGGGUGGUAUCCUGGCUAGUGUCAUCAGAUAAUCCCCAACCGGAGUUGGCUCCUCCAGCCCAUGAGCCUCGGACAGAACUGGCACCUCCACCCCCACCUUUGCCCCCUUUGCCACCCGAGAGGACCAGUGGCAUUGGGGACUCAAGGCCUCCGUCCUUCCACCCUAAUGUGUCCAGUAGCCAUGAGAAUCUGGCGCCUGAGACGGAAACCGAGUCAGUAGUGUCACUGAGGCGGGAGAGGCCUCGCAGGAGAGACAGCAGUGAGCAUGGCGGUGAGGGGCCGGCCUGGGGGCUGGAAAGGCGCCACCUGGCGGGGUACGAAAGCUCUUCUACGCUCAUGACCAGCGAGCUAGAGAGUACUAGCCUGGGAGACUCUGACGAGGAUGACACCAUGAGCAGGUUUAGCAGCUCCACAGAGCAGAGCAGUGCUUCCCGCCUCCUCAAGCGCCACCGGCGACGGAGGAAACAGCGGCCACCCCGCCUGGAGAGGACCUCAUCCUUCAGCAGUGUCACAGAUUCCACAAUGUCUCUCAACAUCAUCACAGUCACACUCAACAUGGAGAAGUACAACUUCCUGGGCAUCUCCAUUGUGGGCCAAAGCAAUGAGCGGGGAGAUGGAGGCAUCUACAUCGGGUCCAUCAUGAAGGGUGGGGCUGUGGCGGCAGAUGGACGCAUUGAGCCAGGGGACAUGCUUUUGCAGGUGAAUGACAUGAACUUUGAGAACAUGAGCAAUGAUGAUGCCGUGCGGGUACUGAGAGACAUUGUGCACAAGCCUGGCCCCAUCGUGCUGACUGUGGCCAAGUGCUGGGAUCCCUCUCCCCAGGCCUAUUUCACCCUCCCCCGAAAUGAGCCCAUCCAGCCAAUUGACCCUGCUGCCUGGGUGUCACACUCCGCUGCACUGACUGGCACCUUCCCAGCCUAUCCAGGCUCCUCGUCCAUGAGCACUAUUACAUCUGGAUCUUCUUUGCCUGAUGGUGAGCCCUUAGCACUUUCUGAGAUGGCUAUCCAGCAUCUUUCCAUCCAUACGGAUAUGGCAUCUGUGACCAAGGCCAUGGCAGCUCCAGAAUCUGGGCUGGAAGUCCGGGACCGUAUGUGGCUCAAGAUCACCAUCCCUAAUGCCUUUCUGGGCUCAGACGUAGUUGACUGGCUCUACCAUCACGUGGAGGGCUUUCCUGAACGGCGGGAGGCCCGCAAGUAUGCCAGUGGGCUGCUGAAAGCAGGCCUGAUCCGACACACCGUAAACAAGAUCACCUUCUCUGAGCAGUGCUAUUAUGUCUUCGGAGACCUCAGUGGUGACCUAGUCAACCUAUCUCUGAAUGACAACGAUGGCUCCAGUGGGGCUUCGGACCAGGACACCCUGGCUCCUCUGCCUGGAGCCACCCCCUGGCCUCUGCUGCCCACCUUCUCCUACCAGUACCCAGCCCCACACCCCUACAGCCCCCAGCCACCACCCUACCAUGAACUUUCAUCCUAUACCUAUGGUGGGGGCAGUGCCAGCAGCCAGCACAGUGAGGGCAGCCGGAGCAGUGGUUCCACACGAAGUGAUGGGGGGGCGGGGCGCACAGGGAGGCCUGAGGAGCGGGCCCCUGAGUCUAAAUCCGGCAGUGGCAGUGAGUCUGAGCCCUCCAGUCGAGGGGGCAGCCUUCAGCGUGGCGGGGAACCUGGUGGGACUGGUGAUGGGGGCCCUCCCCCAUCCAGGGGCUCCACUGGAGGUGCUCCCAACCUCCGAGCCCAUCCAGGGCUCCAUCCCUAUGGACCACCCCCUGGCAUGGCCCUCCCCUAUAACCCGAUGAUGGUGGUCAUGAUGCCUCCCCCCCCACCUCCUGUCCCUCCAGCAGUGCAGCCCCCAGGGGCUCCUCCAGUCAGAGACCUGGGCUCUGUGCCCCCAGAACUAACAGCCAGCCGCCAAAGCUUCCACAUGGCCAUGGGCAAUCCCAGUGAGUUCUUUGUGGAUGUUAUGUAGUACCCACCGUGGGGCGCUCGGUGCUCCUGUUCUGUGACUGGGUAUCUCCUCAGUCGUGUGCUCCUUAUUCCUUGCAGUGCCUUGCCUCAGCCUGCCGGCUGCUGCCUACUGUGAGGCUGUUGCCACUGUGACUCUGACCAGCAGUGCCUGAUUCCUUCCCCUUUCCUCAGGGGUAGGCAAGGGACCUUUGGUUUAAUUUUUAGCCUUGUUUUUUUAUAAGCCUUUUUGGGGGUUAAAAUAGACUUUCUAACCUUUUUGGGACUAUUUUUUUACUAGACAUUUUUUCUUUUAUAUGAAGAAUCCUCAUUUUCUGAGCCCCUUCUUCUAACCCCAGAAUGUGACCUCCUCCUCUAGUUGGCCAGUAAGCUCUGCCCUCCACAGGGUGGGAGGUGGUCAGUGGUACCCUGGGAGGAGGAAGGGGGUGGGGUACUCUAGACAGCAGUCCAGGGAAGCUGGGGUAUUUGGGGCCAUGUAGCUGCCUUUGUUACUCUAUUUAUUUUAGUCACUUGUAUAAAACACCAAAUAAAGCAAUAGAGGCCAACUC
This is a messenger RNA of Carlito syrichta (Philippine tarsier), 3069 nucleotides long. RefSeq names its product dishevelled segment polarity protein 2 (gene DVL2). The coding region runs from base 315 to 2525 and encodes 736 amino acids. Gene Ontology annotation, molecular function: frizzled binding. Gene Ontology annotation, biological process: canonical Wnt signaling pathway; intracellular signal transduction. NCBI's taxonomy places the organism in Eukaryota, Metazoa, Chordata, Mammalia, Primates, Tarsiidae. The record is from RefSeq and is a predicted model, not a curated record. Gene Ontology annotation, cellular component: cytosol. The transcript has 15 exons.